Aureobasidium uvarum is the source of this 1158-nucleotide messenger RNA. The record is from the annotation of a GenBank genome assembly. Lineage: Eukaryota; Fungi; Ascomycota; Dothideomycetes; Dothideales; Saccotheciaceae.
AUGGCCGGUAACGCUGAGUUUACCCAUCGUCGUUCUGCUUCGGCUGUGUCUUCAGUUGAUGGGGACCCCUCCAACGACGGCACCGCGAGCGAGUCUGCCAGCACCGUCCCUACUGCUAGGUCAACACCCUUCAUCGGCCCUCAGAACCACCCUGGCAUUCCUACUCAGCACCAUCCAGCUGGUCUUGGCCAUGCCUCGAACAAUGAUGAUGUCCCUGACGAUCAUACUCUCCAAGUCGACAACACUGCCUUCGCUUCACAGAUGGACGAAGUCCAGACACAGAUCAGACUGCUUGGAACGGGCGGACCAGGCCAGCACUCCAACCCCUGGGGAAGAACUCACAGAUAUCGUGCUAACCUGACUGAGCCAAUUCGUACUGACGGAGUCGACCCCAACGAGCUCCACGCCAUCGAAGCCGACCUCAUGUUUGCCGAAUACUACUACCACUACGAUCCAGCCGACGGUCCUUUUCCUGCAUCCAAUACUGCUGCCGCGAUCCAAGCUGCUGCAAGCGAAUAUGAUGACAGAUCCCAGUAUCGUUACUGUCACGAGCCUGAUGUCGAGAGCGACACCGAAUCAAACAACGAGGCCAUCAUGGCUUCUUACGAAACGCCAUUGAGAUCUCGCUUCCAGGGCCCUACCUCGUACCAUGACUUUGCUUCUGCAUGCUUCGACAGACCCGCUCGUCCAGGCACCUUUGCAGGCAUGGCCGUCCGCGAUCCCAGUCUGCCCGUCUUGGCUGUUCCCAUCAUGCGCUCGGGUCCUCGUCUCACUGCCGAUACCACCGCCGAGAUAAGAGCCAACCUCCACACCCACUCACACAGAAGAGCUGCUUCUGCUUCGCCCACCAUCACACCAAAUGAGACCGACACCAACCUUGCCGCAGUGGUUCGUACUAUCCAGGCCAGACCCACUUCAGCCUCUGCAAUGGCUCUGUCCCAGGAAGUCGGAGCGGAUGUGGUCUCAGCUAGCACUGAUACUCCCACGGAGUCGCCUGUCUUUCCAGCCAAUUGGGUCACUCUUACCAGAACUUCUAGCAUUCCUUCACUCCAGCAACCUGUUACUCCUAGCAGAGCAACCUCGCGCAGACACAACGUUCACUACACCACUUCGCCUGUCUCUAACCGCUACACCGAAGAUGAUGAUGGCGAUGUUUGA